AUGGAAAGUCAAAAAUUAAAAGACGUAGCUUUGAUUGCAACAAGUGCAUUCACAGUUUACACGAUAGCAAAGAAAAUUUAUCAAUCUAUAUAAAAAAAGCAAAUAGAAAAGAAAAAAUUAAUAGAUUUAAUAGGGAAUACUCAUCUCAUUUAUCUAGAGUCUCUUUCUAAAUUGACUGGAUGUGAAAUAUAUGCUAAAUGCGAAUUUAUGAAUCCAGGAGGUAGUAUUAAAGAUAGAACAUGCAAAUAAAUAAUAUUAGAUGCUAUUAAAGAUGGAGAACUCAGUAAAGAGAAAAAAUUUAUUUAUGAAGGUACUUCUGGAAGUACAGGUAUAAGCUUAACACAACUAGGAAAUUCAAUGGGCUUUUAAACUAAAAUAUUUUUACCAGAUGAUCUUGCUUAGGAAAAGUAUUUGAUUUUAGAAACUAUGAAAGCAAUACUUGUUAAAGUUAAGCCAUGCUCUAUAGUUGAUAGCUAGCAUUACUGCAAGUUAGCUGAAAAUCAAGCAGAAGUAGAUGGUGCUUUUUUCUCUGACUAAUUUGAAAAUUUAUCAAAUUUCAAAGUACAUUACAAUUCUACUGCUAAAGAAAUAUACACCCAAACUCAUGGAUAGAUAGAUAUUUUUGUAAGUGGCUCAGGAACUGGUGGCACAAUUGCAGGUGUUUCAAGAUACAUCAAAUCUAAAAAACCCUAAGUUAAAGUUAUUUUAGCUGAUCCUUAAGGAUCAUCUUUAAGAAAUAAAGUCAAUUAUGGAAUUUGCUAUACAGGCGAAGAAGCUGAAGGACACCGCUUGAAGCAUCCUUUUGACACCAUAACUGAGGGAAUAGGUCUUAAUAGAUAAACAGACAAUUUUAAUGAGGCAUAAAUUGACAAAGCUUUUUUGGUAACUGAUGAAGAAGCCUUAGAAAUGGCUCAUUUUUUGAUUCAAAACGAAGGUCUAUUUUUAGGAAGUUCAAGUGCUGUUAAUGCUUGUGCAGCAGUUAAAUCAGCAAGACUCUAUGGAAAAGGUAAAACAAUAGUAACCAUAUUCUGUGACAGUGGUAUGAGAUACCUUAGCAAAUUUUACAAUCCAUAAUAUCUGGAAAGCAAGGGAAGGUAAUACACACCGAAAGACUACUCAAAAGAGUUCAAUUUAGAUUUUGUUCUCUGA
Tetrahymena thermophila SB210 is the source of this 1149-nucleotide messenger RNA. RefSeq names its product pyridoxal-phosphate-dependent protein. Lineage: Eukaryota; Ciliophora; Oligohymenophorea; Hymenostomatida; Tetrahymenidae. Gene Ontology annotation, molecular function: cysteine synthase activity. The transcript is spliced from 5 exons. The record is from RefSeq and is a predicted model, not a curated record. Gene Ontology annotation, cellular component: cytoplasm.